Salvia hispanica is the source of this 807-nucleotide messenger RNA. It is a transcript of the gene SSN2, whose product is annotated as zinc finger SWIM domain protein. Gene Ontology annotation, molecular function: zinc ion binding. The record is from RefSeq and is a predicted model, not a curated record. Gene Ontology annotation, cellular component: Shu complex. Gene Ontology annotation, biological process: double-strand break repair via homologous recombination. Lineage: Eukaryota; Viridiplantae; Streptophyta; Magnoliopsida; Lamiales; Lamiaceae.
CAUCCCUACAUUAGUAAUUAAGAAAUCGGUAUUGAAGGAAUGUAAACUCGUCGAUAAUUUCAAGGAUAAAUAUCGCAUAUAAAUUCAAAUAAAAUGUUUGAAAUUGGAACGAGUGUGGAAAAUAUCAUCGAUAUGUACCACCACUUGUUUCUUACGGCCCAAAUGGCCCAAUGCACCUAUAUGAUUAAGUUAAGGCCCCAAACACUUUUUUUUUUUUAAACAUAAAAAAAACGUCCCACAGUUGUUUUUCAUUGCAAUCUCAAUUCAAAAACUGUUUUCUUGGCGAAAAUAGGAGAUGAGCAUUUCUAAUUUGGUAGCGGAAUCUAUUUGGCAAGAGAUUGAAGCAACUCACUCAGUGAGCGAUGAUCAGCUAUCAACAUUGCAUUUUAUAUUCGGUAAGAAUUUUGAGAGAGCUACCAGGAUUUUUGAUCAAGCCGGAGUUAAGAGGAUUUCUGGUCAGCCCAGUGGCCGAUCCAUCUUUCAGGUUGUAGGAGAAUCGAGGAAGAAAGAGGAAUAUCUUUGCUUCCCGGAACACUAUUGCAGUUGCUAUUCAUUCUUCUAUGAUGUUAUCAACAGAGGGGAAGAGCUCUGUUGUAAGCAUCAACUAGCUGCAAGGCUUGCUGCCUCGACUCGGACAUGCGUUGACGUUAAGGUUUCCGACGAGGAAUUGGCACUGCUGCUCUCCAAGAUCUAACACUCUAGUAGAAAUCAAAAUCCUAUGUAAUAUGAAAUGCUGCAUUCAGUUUAUGUUUUCUUGUUCCAAUCUGCAACAAAAUGUCUAUUUAUACAAGCUAGUUUCACCAUUCA